This is a messenger RNA of Tribolium castaneum (red flour beetle), 3395 nucleotides long. RefSeq names its product putative helicase mov-10-B.1. Gene Ontology annotation, biological process: regulatory ncRNA-mediated post-transcriptional gene silencing. Bases 320 to 3322 code for a protein of 1000 amino acids. The record is from RefSeq and is a predicted model, not a curated record. Gene Ontology annotation, cellular component: P granule; cytosol. The transcript is spliced from 10 exons. Gene Ontology annotation, molecular function: RNA binding; 5'-3' RNA helicase activity. NCBI's taxonomy places the organism in Eukaryota, Metazoa, Arthropoda, Insecta, Coleoptera, Tenebrionidae.
UUUGUGUCAGUUAAAUCAUUCAAAUUAAAAUGUAAGCAAACGUCCGUAAAUUGCUAAUAUUGGCGGCAAAUUUCAAAUUACCGAAUCGGAAAUCAUCAGUCUAAUCAGGACCCCCACUACGCACGCAUUAAAUUUGCUGAGGCAAGAAACCUUACUGUUCUGUGGUCCUAUCUGUGGAUUUUAUUUAUCUCAGUUUAGCGACUUUAAGUGUAAUUCAGUGAUAAAGAUGGUUUAAAAAAAUUAAAUUGGUGUUUCGGGAAGCUCAAUAUUAGGGGCUUCACACUCGACCAAAAAAUUGUUAGGCAAGCGCUCCAAAAAGAUGUUUUCCCAAGGUUUAGCUUCCGCCCAAAAAUUUGCUUUGUACCUUUACAACAACAAUCACCUUGAUAAGAAUUUUUCUAUUGAGAAGGAACACGCUAAAAAGCUUUACAAUGAGAAAUUCAAAGGUGAAAAUAAAAUAAAAUUUGGCACCGUAUUUCAUUUCACCGUCAAUAUGCUUGUUUGGCAAAAAAAUCUCGAUGUUAUGUUUUAUAACAAAAAUAAAUUGCUAAAAUUGUUAAACAAAGAAGCACAAAUUGACACACGUCUGAAAAGUAAUAAUGUUAAGAAAAAAACAGUUGUUAGUCAAAAUCUUUCUUUCAACAAACAACAACCUGAAGAAAUUCUGUUGUCUCCACAAGAAUGCAAACUGUGUAAUGUGAAAUUUGAUAAACAGAACAAACUUGAGGACCACGUUAAUAAGAAGGAACACACCUUUUCCGAUUCGCUCAAAAAGGCUCUAAAAGAACGUAAAGAAGUACUGCUUGAGUUUGCCGUUGACGGUUCCCCAAUCUUGAACAACUUAAUCAUCCGUAAAAAUGUCUCAAAAACGUUCGUCUUAACAAUAAACAACCCAAGCAAAAACUCCGUAAAAAUUACAAAGAUUGGCACCAAAGACAACGUGGAACAAGUGAAUUUUAACCACUCGUGCCCUUACGACCUACCAGCUCUCCAAAAGAUACAACUGGAAUUAUUAAUUCGUAAUACAACAGUUACGAAUAUGUUGUAUUUUCCUAUUUUACUCACUGUCGAGACUGUCAGAGGAAUUCACCAGUACGCUAUCGAAUUGGUCUUUCAUACACACGACGAAUUUUUUGAUGACUUGCAUCCAGUUGAACCUUUCAAGCGCGCCACUAAACCCGUUUUCGAGGAGUUUGUCCAGGAAAUAGACAAAGGUGAACGACCAAAUAUUUUCCCGCAGAGAAAACUCAAAGUGUCCUUAAAUAAUUAUCGUUUGCCUUUUGAUAUUAUCGCUUGUUUAAAUGCGGGGUUGAAAGAAUUCCCCGGAAUGUCUUCUGCACAGCGCGGACAGUUACUUUAUUUGAAGAGUUUGCUCAAUGUUGAUAACAAACAAAAUUGCUUGACACCGCGAAAUUACACGAAAAUGUUAGACAUGCUUCUCUAUUUUGAAGAACACCAAAUGGUGAAAAACAUCAAGGAUUACGACCGAGAGGACCAGAUUUUGAAGAAAGCUGCAGGCGGCUUGUUUGAACUUGAGGUCCCCGGUCUUGCGGAGCAUCGCCCGUCUGUUGUUUUCGGCGACGCUGUUUAUAUCAGAGAGAACAAGAAAAGUACAACACUGUUUGAAGGAUUCGUGCACAAAGUUAAAGAAUCAAGCGUUUUAUUAAAAUUUUCCCACCGUUUUGCUACCGACAUUUUCGUAAACGGGAAAAAAUUCUACGUCAGUUUUACCUUCAACCGUUACCCGAUAAGGGUCGAGCAUCAGGCUGUCGAUUUUUGCCGCAUUGAUAACGUCGCCCAUUUGCUGUUUCCCUCCAAAAUCCCCAACUCGCCCAUUUCUAGCGCUCCUCUUGUUUGGUUUAAUCGGGACAUUGAGGGAAACCCCCACCAACAGCAAGCAGUGCGCGCUGUUUUACAAAAAACAGCAAUGCCCGCCCCUUACUUAAUUUUCGGACCGCCUGGAACCGGUAAAACCAUGACGGUGGUGGAAUCGGUGAAACAAAUUUAUAAAAAUGGCAACGAGAAAAUUUUGAUUUGCACUCCUUCAAACAACGCAGCGAAUGAAGUGACCAAGCGUUUGAUUAACACAAUUCCGGCCACUGAUCUCUUCCGAUACAUUGCUCCCAGUUUUCCUAACCACCUAAUACCCAAAGAAAUCAAAAAGUAUAUCAAUUUUCCGGGAGGUAACUACACCUUGCCCACGAUCGAACAAUUUACAAAGUAUCGAAUUGUGAUCACAACACUGACUUCAGCUGCGAAAUUAGUCAACGGGGGCUGUCCGGGGGACCAUUUCAGUUAUGUGUUUAUUGAUGAAAGUGGGCAAGCUACCGAAACUGAAAGUUUGGUGGCUAUAGCUGGAAUUUUGACGAGUCAGGCGAAACAGGGAGUUUUUUCGGGGCAAAUUGUUUUGGCGGGGGAUCCCAGACAACUUGGGCCAGUGAUUCACUCAACUUUAGCCAAAGAAUAUGGUUUCGGCACUUCCAUGUUGGAACGUUUGAUGGACACCUGUGUUUGUUACCAAAAAAAUGCUAACUCAAAGAAGUACAAUCCGAGCGCUUUGACCAAACUCGUGAAGAACUAUCGGUCCCAUAAAGUCAUUAUAGACCAACCGAAUAAGUUGUUUUAUGACGAUGAAUUAGAAUCGGCGGGUGAUAAUUUGAUAAAUGCGGCCUUGAACUGGGAGCAUUUGCCCAAUCGUCAAUUCCCGUUGAUUUUUCACAGCGUCGUGGGAAUAGACCAACGUGAGAAAACAUCACCCAGUUUUUUCAACAUUCAAGAAGUUCAAAUCGUUAUGGAUUACUUGAAUAAGUUGAUCGGUUGUAAAAUGCAAGGUAUUUCGAUCAACGAAGACCAUAUUGGGGUCGUAACACCGUACAAAAAACAAGCCGAGAAAAUAAGACACUCCUGUUUGAAGAAAAAAUAUAGCGAAAGUUUAAUGGUGGGGACUGUUGAACAGUUUCAGGGCCAAGAAAAACUGAUCAUUAUUAUAUCAACUGUCAGAUCCAAGUCGGACCUGAUCAAGUUUGAUCUUAAAUUCCACUUAGGGUUUUUGAACAAUCCAAAGCGUUUCAACGUUGCCAUAACUCGGGCCAAAGCUUUGUUAAUUAUCGUCGGAAACCCCAAUAUUUUGCAACACGACAAUUACUGGAGGAGCAUGAUUUCGUACUGCGAGAACAAUAAUGCUUUAAUUGGCGAUAAAUUUGUUUUUGAUAACUCGGGUGCCACAAAAAUGGAUGACUUAAUUCGUCAAGCACAAGUCAUGACAAUUACCGAUGGGCCAAGUCUUGAAGAACGUCCAAACUUUUCCAGAGGCAAUGUUUAAAAUUCCUGAUUUUUGUUAUUUUGAGGCAUGAAUUAUAAUUUUUAUUUGCUGGUCAUUAAAUAUAAAAAUGUAG